Columba livia (rock pigeon) is the source of this 1649-nucleotide messenger RNA. It is a transcript of the gene HAUS2, whose product is annotated as HAUS augmin like complex subunit 2. The coding region runs from base 267 to 1250 and encodes 327 amino acids. The transcript is spliced from 6 exons. Gene Ontology annotation, biological process: spindle assembly; microtubule nucleation; centrosome cycle. NCBI's taxonomy places the organism in Eukaryota, Metazoa, Chordata, Aves, Columbiformes, Columbidae. Gene Ontology annotation, cellular component: mitotic spindle microtubule; HAUS complex; centrosome. The record is from RefSeq and is a predicted model, not a curated record.
GAUUGCAGCCGGGAGGUGAUGCCAAGGUGGGGAGCAAAGCCCGAUGCAGCGCCUCACCAGCCGGGACGAGGAGCCUAGGAGGGGCCCUCCCUGCGGCCACGGUCAGGAGCGCCCUCAGCAAGGGACGAAGACCGCAAAGACCCGGGGCUGGACCCGGGACCUCAGCCUCUAACCCGCCCCGGCUUUUCUGGCCACACCGGAGCCGCCUGGCCCGGCCGCCGGCGGGAUGCGGUCAGCUCAGGUCAACCCACCUGUAUGGACGCCGCAUGUCCAUGCUCCGGGCGGCGGAGCCCCCCUCCCCCGCGCUCCGCCGCCGCCCUUCGAGAACUGACGCCUCAGAAGCCCUUACCGGCUGCCCCGGAACCGGACGCGUGUCAUCCCUGUUUCCUAUCACACCCAACAUGGCGCCCAGCCGCCAGUCACAGGUGCUACCGCCCACCCGGGCUUCCGGGAUACCCAGCAUGGCGGACUGUCGCUGCAGCGCUCCCGCGUCGCCGGCGGCCGCCAGAGCUGGCAGUCCCUGCGGGGCGGCCAGGCCCGUGCGCAGGGCGCUGGAGCUCAGCCGGCGGCAGGACGCUAAGGGCGGCGAGGAGCGGAGUGGCGCCGCGGCCGCCAGCCGCUGCUGGGAGGAGCAGCAGCCCACGGCGGCGGCCACCCUGCUGGCGCGGUGCGUGGCCGCGGGCGUCGUGAGGCAGGAGACAUUGGAUUUUACCUGUAGAAAAGCCCCAUGCUUUGUGAAAUUCUCGGAGAUGGAAAAAAUAGUGAACAUACAAGCUGAAAUCAAUGAGAAGAAACUGAGAACUGAAAUUCUGCGGUUGGAGAAGGAAACAGCAGACAUUGCUCACCCUUUUUACUUAGGCAAAAAAUGCGAGAUUUUGCAAGAUAUGAACAGACACUUGGAAGCUGUACUGAAAGAGAAGAGGGCCCUUAGGAAGAUGCUGAUAAAACCCAGGUGUCAAGAGAGCCUGCCUAUUGAGGCUACAUUCCACAAGUACAUAGUAGAGUUGUUGACUGAGGCUGUGACCUUCAUUGAGAAGCUUGAAAGCCAUUUGCAGACUGUAAGAAUCCUCCCUCACAUACCGAACAUCAUGGAGAAUAUGGACGCUGCUUUGACAAAAACGGAGUUGCUUGUGAUAGAGCUGGAGGAGCUGGCAGAGCAAAUAUUGAAAUGGAGAGACCUGCAAAAAGAAGUGUAUUCUGACAGCAUCUGCAAUACUGCUGAACUGGACUUUGGCUUGUCUUUAACCUAACAAAUUACUUUCCUCAAAUAGGAUGGCUAUUGAAAAAUCUACCUUUUUAUGGUCUCAGGUGAAAACUACAACAUAGUUGUGCUUUAAUCUAGCAGGGACUUGGUAGGUAGUUAUAUUUCUGUUCUUGUGUAACAGUUCUCCAAUCAUUAAACAAAACAAAACGAGGACAAUGAGCAGUAGCUCACAGGAAGACAGGCUACUGAGGAGGCUGUCAAGGAGUGCCUUUUUGAAGUAGGUGGACAGGAGUUUCUCCUGAAGCCUGUAUCAUCAAUGCAAAUUUGUUUUGAUAUUUCUUAUGCACUUGUUUUAGUGUCUCUAUUCAUUUUUAUAAGCACCUUGAUAACACACUGUAUUUUGUAUGUCACUAUAAAACUUUCAUUAAAGCACUAGAUUUCAAGA